Molecule: messenger RNA, 1064 nt
Organism: Hibiscus syriacus
Lineage: Eukaryota; Viridiplantae; Streptophyta; Magnoliopsida; Malvales; Malvaceae
Product: protein FAR1-RELATED SEQUENCE 6-like
Exons: 3
Coding region: 84-824 (246 amino acids)
Source: RefSeq, a predicted model, not a curated record
ACCCUCAUGAAUCUGCCCUCUUUCUCCCUUUCCUAAAUCUUAAUCGAUCAUCAUAAUUUCAUCUCAUUAAGCCUAAAAUUUCUAUGGAGUUUGGUGUUCAUUGUGAUGUUAAUGGUGGCAUGGUACUGAACUCGGUCCAAGUAGAGGCUAGAAGCAUGGAAAAUGAAAAUGAAACAGUAGAAAAUCCUGUUGAAGGAACUUUUCAACAGGUAUUGAAUGAGAAAAUGGAGCAAACUUCUCCAGGAAUGGAAGACAUCCCAGAGGGUAUUCCAGCUGAUGAGCCUUAUGUGGGUCAGGAGUUUGAAUCCGAGGCAGCUGCACAUGCUUUCUAUAAUGGAUAUGCCACAAGGGCGGGAUUCGUCAUUCGGGUAAGCAAACUUUCCCGUUCAAGGCGUGAUGGAUCUGCUAUCGGUAGGGCACUUGUUUGUAACAAAGAGGGUUUUAGAAUGCCUGACAAGCGAGAAAAAAUUGUGAGGCAAAGGGCAGAAACAAGGGUUGGGUGCAGGGCGAUGAUUUUGGUGAGGAAAGUUAUUUCUGGUAAAUGGGUUGUCACCAAAUUUGUGAAGGAGCACACUCAUCCUCUGUCUCCUGGAAAAGGUCGGAGGGAUUGCAUUUAUGAUCAGUAUCCGAAUGAACAUAACAAAAUCCGAGAAUUAACGCAGCAGUUGGCCAUGGAGAAAAAGAGAGCUGCAACUUAUAAAAGACAUCUAGAGUUGAUAUUCGAGCAAAUUGAGGAGCACAAUGAGAGUCUAUCAAAGAAGAUCCAACACAUAGUGGACCGUGUGAAUGAAAUGGACAACAAAGAGCAUCAGAGCCGCGUAUAGUUCGAGUAAUGUUGUUGGGUAUGUAAUCAGGUGCGAAUUGUGUAAGGUCUGGUGGCUGUGAAAUAUAGGGUUUAUACCAAUUCAUUAGAAUAUCCCUUGUAUAAUUAUGCUUCCACAGGGUUUAUACCAAAUCAAAUUAGGUCAGUCAAUGUACAGUUUUUGGGGCUGCAGUUUGUGUGAAGGGUUCAAAUAUAAUUUCCAUUGUGGACUUUUAUUAAUUCAUUAAAUUAUUUCAUUUAA